UACUGAGUCAUGAAGACUGGUGCCACCGUUCUUAUCCUUGGGAGCCUGGUAUUGAUAGCCUACCUGCCUUUGGUGUUGAUGUCACCUAAAACCCUGGCCAUCCCUGAGAAGCUACAACAAGCCGUGGGGAGAGUCGUCGUCAAUGCCACAGCCUGUACUGUUACGUGUGGCCUUGGCUACAAGGAGGAGACCGUCUGUGAGGUGGGUCCCGACGGAGUGAGGAGGAAGUGCAAGUCCCAGCGCUUGGAAUGUCUGACCAACUGGAUCUGCGGAAUGCUCCAUUUCACCGUUGUCCAUGGGGAGGAGUUGGAGCUGAGCUGUCUCAGCUCAGACAUCCUGGAGGUGGGGCAGGAGGCUUUCCGCUUCACCUGGAAGCUUGCUCGGGGCAUCAUCUCUACCAACGAUGAGGUUUUCAAGCCCUUCCGGGCUAACUCUCACUUCCUGCGCUUUAAGCCUGCCUAUGAGCGUGACUCUGGGACUUACCGCUGUGAUGUGCAAGUGUUCAAAAGCUUGAGAUUUGUCAAGAGGCUCUACUUUGGCCUGAGGGUCCUUCCUCCAACGCUGGUAAACCUGAAUUUCUAUCAGUCCCUUACUGAGGACCAGAAGCUAGCGGACGCGGGCUGGGAAGUUAAUCUCGACAACCAUUCUAAACCUCACCUCCCAAAGUGGCAGAAGAAGGUAGCAUCGGCCUUAGGCAUAGGGAUUGCUGGUGGAGUGGUCGGCGGUGUUGUGGUAAGCCUCGCUAUCCGCAGUGUGCUGAGGGAGGUUGAUGGCAACGGCAGCCUCAGCAGCGGAUAGCAUACGCCUCCUUACUCCUGGGAGGCUGGCUGCCCAGGAAGCUGAGCUAGCUUGUACACGAGUGUCAGUCACUCUGAGAGUGAAUUGAAAUGGCAAGAGAGGGCCCUCACAGCCGGAGGUCACCUAGGGGGCUUGGGGCAGCAGUG
This is a messenger RNA of Acomys russatus (golden spiny mouse), 944 nucleotides long. It is a transcript of the gene Tmem81, whose product is annotated as transmembrane protein 81. The coding region runs from base 10 to 798 and encodes 262 amino acids. The transcript has a single exon. The record is from RefSeq and is a predicted model, not a curated record. Lineage: Eukaryota; Metazoa; Chordata; Mammalia; Rodentia; Muridae.